UCAUAAUCGCUUCCUUAUUCUCACUUUACUAAAAAGUGCAACAUUUGAAGCAACAAUAGUUCCUUACAAUGGCAAACGUUGAGCCUUAUUCUCUCUCUUUUUGGGAAAUUUUGGCCACCUCGGUUGCAAAAAUGGGCCCAAUACCGGAACACAUCGCCAUCAUAAUGGAUGGAAAUCGUCGCUAUGCGAGGGCGAAAGGGUUGAAGACUGUGCUCGGGCAUGAAGCUGGGUCAAGUGUGACCACGCUUUUGGCCCAGUGGGUCGAAGCGAUCGGAUGUAAAGAACUCACCCUUUACGCCUUCUCCUCCGAAAACUUUAAGCGCACCGAGAAAGAAGUUGAAGACGUGAUGGAUGUCAUUUAUAGGAAGGUCGGAUUAAUGAUACGGGCCGUUGAUACCGGGAAAAAUACAUCAAUGUGUUUCCAAGUGAUUGGAAAUUGGGACAGUAUUCCGCUAAAGUUGAAAUUUCGCUUGGCAAAUUUGAUGCAGAAAACGAAGAAUUUUAAACCAUACAAACUCAAUGUCGCUGUCGGGUAUACAGGUCGGGAAGGUAUCCUACGGAGCUUGAAAGAAUUUGAAGGCCAAAAAUCCGACAAAAAAAUGACAAACGUCAAUGACAGUUUUGAAAUGAUCCCGCCAAUCAAAUGGAACGAGUAUUUACUCGAACAGGCCCAAAAUCUGGUGGACAUGAGACCUGUCGACAUGCUAAUUCGAACCGGGGGAGAUCUGCGACUAUCCGACUUCAUGCUGUGGGAGGCCAGCCACGCCUAUGUUCACUUCAUCCCGACCACAUGGCCAGAAUUUAGCUUCACUGAUUUUAUCCACGCCAUUUUCAUGUACCAAUUGCACCGAAGCCGGGUACCAAAACGGCUCUCUGCAAAACAAUCUCUAUCCCCGGAAGUAAUGCUGUUGGCUGAGAAAAUGUUGCAAGCAGGCCGCACAGAAAAGUGGGCAAAGAUUGCUCGUCUCGGAAAGAGAGAUGUCCCACCGGAAACCAGCGAACCUGAUUAUGUCCCGAACCAAUUUAUGAAACGUUUUGAGGCCCUGCUUAAUUUUAACUAGGAGAUCGCCUAUCCAACUUUUUCACAAUCUCUGGAAUGUAGGUAUGUAGGGAACGCCCAUGUAUUGCGUCAUCAAAAAGGUGUGUGAUUUCGAGUCGACUAUGUUAAUCAUUAAAUAAAACACAGCUAAUCAUUCAUAACGAAAUUUAUGUAGCCUUAGGAAUUCGUUUAAUAAAACAAAUCAAUACAAAUAAGUAAAAACUAACAAUGGUC
This is a messenger RNA of Folsomia candida, 1273 nucleotides long. RefSeq names its product isoprenyl transferase. Gene Ontology annotation, biological process: polyprenol biosynthetic process. Lineage: Eukaryota; Metazoa; Arthropoda; Collembola; Entomobryomorpha; Isotomidae. Gene Ontology annotation, cellular component: endoplasmic reticulum. The transcript has 6 exons. Gene Ontology annotation, molecular function: ditrans,polycis-polyprenyl diphosphate synthase [(2E,6E)-farnesyl diphosphate specific] activity. The record is from RefSeq and is a predicted model, not a curated record. Bases 69 to 1061 code for a protein of 330 amino acids.